Messenger RNA from Astyanax mexicanus (Mexican tetra), 5518 nucleotides. It is a transcript of the gene gpr146, whose product is annotated as G protein-coupled receptor 146. Gene Ontology annotation, molecular function: G protein-coupled receptor activity. The transcript has 2 exons. Gene Ontology annotation, biological process: G protein-coupled receptor signaling pathway. Gene Ontology annotation, cellular component: membrane. The coding region runs from base 348 to 1349 and encodes 333 amino acids. The record is from RefSeq and is a predicted model, not a curated record. NCBI's taxonomy places the organism in Eukaryota, Metazoa, Chordata, Actinopteri, Characiformes, Acestrorhamphidae.
GUGAGCGGUGGGGGAGGGUCACGUGUGUACACAGUGUAGAGUUCAGCAGCAGUGGAAGGGCUGAUCUGUAGUAAAGCCUGUUCUCCUACUGCAGCGGAGCUCCCUGCCUCUCCUCCCCGCUCUCUACCUCUCUACUCCCGGGCUUCACUCCGCCGCCCUCCGCCGCCCCGGACCCGGAGCCCGCGCUGCCCCGCGCCGCUGGGGGAUAAUAUCGGAGCGCCGCUUGGGGGAGAAAUGUCAGUGGAAAUACAGCAGAACCUGAUGCCUCCGUAGAUCCGAGCCGCUGCCAGAAACCUCGCUCCUCUGCUGAUUCCCUGAGCCGGAGCUGACCGGAGGAGGCCUGAGCGAUGUGGAGCUGCAUGGGCUACAACGACACGGCGGGCGGCACCAACCUGGCGCUGUGCCAGGACCUGGGCCUGGUCCUGUCCAUCCUGUCCCUGUUUUACCUCUUCGUCUGCUUCCCGGUGGGCCUGUGCUACAAUGCCCUGCUGGUGGUGGUCAACCUGUCCAACAAGGUCUCCAUGACCAUGCCGGACGUCUACUUUGUGAACAUGGCCAUCGCCGGGCUGGUGCUGAACCUGGUGGCCCCGGUGGAGCUGCUGGGGCCGGACUUCACGCGCUGGCCGGCGUGGCGCUACAACGACGAGGUCUACAUCACCCUGCUUAUCCUCUUCAACGUGUCCUCGCUGGUGAUCAUGUACUCCACCACCCUGCUGAGCCUGGACUACUACAUCGAGCGGGCGCUGCCGCGCACCUACAUGUCCAGCGUCUACAACACCAAGCACGUGUGCGGCUUCAUCUGGGGCGGCGCCGUGCUCACCAGCUUCUCCUCGCUGCUGUUCUACGUGUGCAACCACGUGUCCACCAAGAUCAUCGAGUGCUCCGAGAUGCAGAACAAGGGGGCGGCCGACGCCAUCAUGAUGUUCAUCGGGUACGUGGUGCCGGCCGUCGCCGUGCUCUACGCCUUCGCGCUCAUCCUGCGCAUCCGCAAGGAGGCCACGCCGCUGGACCAGGACUCGGGCAGGCUGGACCCUUGCAUCCACCGGCUGCUGCUGGCCUGCGUCUGCGUGCAGUUCGCGCUCUGGACGCCGUACUACGUCACGCUGCUGGUGCUGACGGUGACCGACGUGCCGGGAAAGUGGUACAGCUCGCGGCAGGUCGCCGCCUACAUGUUCCUGCGGGGAGUUUCCCAGCUGCUGGCCUUUUCUAGCAGCUUCGCCAUGCCGCUCAUGUACCGGCAGAUGAACAAGAACUUCUCCCACAAGCUCCAGCGGCUGCUCAAGAGGCUGAACUGCGGCGAGCAGUCCUGCCCUCACGAACGCUCGGCCGUGCAGCAGGUGAUUACGUGAGAUUACCGGGAUUUACCAGGUUGUACCAUGGUUGUACGGAAACUGUUCCCUCUGCUGCCCCUCUUCGGCACUUGCUGUGAAACCCACAGACCCCUGGAAUGUGUCUGGAUGUUGUGAAACUGUGGAAGCCUCUGGUAAAACGGUCAGUGUGACUCUUUAAACCAGGUUUUGAACCAGUCACCUCUUUAACCAGGUGACCGACGGUUGGACCGUCUGUGGUCGUCUGUUGCCAUCUGACAUCGUCUGUCAUCGCCGUCUGUCGUCUGUCGCUACGGAAAACAAGAAAACAAGGAUGACCAAGAAGCAAACCACUAAGUGCUCUAAGUGCUCUGAGUUUUUGCGUGAGCUAAAAGUCGCUAGCUAAAUUCUAGAAUUCUGGAAAGACGCCAGAAGGAAAAAAAAUCUCGUAACUAUUUCAGCUGCCCAUGUUCUUUUUACAAGGGAAACUUGAAGAUACUGAUGGAUCUAAUGUAUCUAAUGAAACAUGGUAGCAGUAGGCCUGUCACGAUAAUUCAGUUUAAAAGAUAUUAAUGUUAAUAUUGAUAUUCGUGUCCAAGAGAUGAUGAUAUUAUUGAAAUUUUAAGACUGUUUUUUUAAUUAAUUUAACUGCCACUUUAUUUUAAUGCCACUGAAAUGAUGAUAAUAUAGACUAAUUAUAAUAAAAAUAACAAUUAUUAUUUCUGUUACUGAUAAAAGCAUGGAUGCAUUUAUUAUCUAUUAGUUUAAAUCUGCAUGCAGCAAGAAAUUACUUUACCACCUCACAAGUUCAAACCAGAAGCAUUGUUACAAUUUUGCAUUCAAAUAUUCCAAGUUUAUUCAUUUAUGUUACAUAAAUUGAAUUCCAAUAAUCCAAAUUCCAACACUCAAAAUGUACAAAUUAUACAGAUUUAUGUUUUUCCGCAACACAUUUUACCACCUCAGAAGUUCAAAACCUCAAAUGUAUGAGUUGUUCAUUGAUUCAAAUGCUUAUUACUAGGGCUGCACGAUAUUGGAAAAUAUUGGAAAAAAAAUUACAUCGCAAAUGUAUUUUUUUCGAAGAUAUAUAUCUCGAUAUUAAACAAUAUCACAGGGCCGAUGACGUCAUCAGCCCCGCCCCCAACCGCGCACUGUCUCGCAUCCGGACCAAUCAAGAGCUGAGUCUGAGUCAGCGCCGAGCUCAACUCAAAACCCGAGGAAAAUAGCAAAACAACAGUAAUCGGCCCUUUAAUCAGGCAUUUAAAUGGCUUUUUAAAAGGUAAAUAAGAGCGUUUUCAGUUGUUCUGGGAUUAAAAGCGUAAAUUCAGCUUUUAAUGUGGAGUCCAUGUGGUUACCCCUUGUGCUUCUCAGGCAGCAGAAGCGUGUCACUCACACAGACACAGAGACAGCGCUGUGUAUCUAGUUCUUGUGUCAAGAAUCAAAACAUUGACAAUGCUUAAAUAUAUCGAUAUAUCGUGCAGGCCUAUUAAUUACUGUUUUUAAUCUCUAAAGAAUACUAUUAUCACAAUGUAAUUUAUUUGUACAAUUUCCAAAAUGCCAUGGUUCAACCUUAUUGGAUGAAAUUGAGGUCAGCAAAAAUAAUUGAGAUCAAAAUAAUGACAAUGUAUUGUCUGUUUAUCAAUAGUGUGAUUAUCAUGACUGGCCUACAUGGUUGCAGUAGACGGUUACUGAUAUAUAACAGUUAUUACACAGUUAUAACACAGUUAUAACAGCAUUCUAAUGUUUUACCAAUGUUACUGACCAACCCAAACAUCAUACAGCUCAUCGUUAGCUUGAGUGCUCUAGUUUCGACCCCAGGCGUUGGCACGGUGCCAGCCUAAAUACCUGAGAUUAACAUGCGCCAGCGGGCAUUACUGGAGAAUGCGCUAUCAGUGUAGAAAACACCCUGAGAUAUCUCACUCAGACUGAUAACAGUGUGUGUGUGUAGGGGUGUGUUCUGCUAUUCUGUUAUGGCAGGCUGAACUACACUCGCUCCACUGCUGAGAUAUAUAUUAUAUAUAUAUAUUAUAUAUAUUAUAUAGAUGUAUUACAUACACACACAGAGUGAUCUAUUUUAAGCCUUUUUUUCUUUUAUUGUUGAUGAUUAUGGCUUCCAGCCAAUGAAAACCCAAAAAUCAGUGUCUCAGAAAAUUAUAGAAUAUUAUAUAAGAACAAUUGGUACUUUUGUACAGCAGUGUGGGCAGUGUGCCAAGUCCUGCUGGAAAAUGAAAUCCGCAUCUCCAUAAAUGUUUUCAGCAGAGGGAAACUUAAAGUGUAUAAAUACAGCUCUGGAAAAAAUGAAGAGUCCACUUCAGUUUCUGAAUCAGUUUCUCUGAUUUUGCUAUUUAUAGGUUUAUGUUUGAGUAAAAUGAACAUUGUUGUUUUAUUCUAUAAACUACAAACAACAUUUGUCUUCAUAUUCAUAAAGUUUUAAGAGUUCAGAAAUCAAUAUUUGGUAGAAUAACCCUGUUUUUUAAUCACAGUUUUUAAUCAUGCAUCUUGGCAUCAUGUUCUCCUCCACCAGUCUUACACACUGCUUUUGGAUAACUUUAUGCUGCUUUACUCCUGGUGCAAAAAUUCAAGCAGUUCAGUUUGGUGGUUUGAUGGCUUGUGAUCAUCCAUCUUCCUCUUGAUUAUAUUCCAGAGGUUUUUAAUUUGGUAAAAUCAAAGAAACUCAUCAUUUUUAAGUGGUCUUCUUUGUUUUCUAGAGCUGUAUAUACACUACAUACUAUAUGGAUAAAACUCUUGCGACAUGUUAAUUUAAAGAUUUUAUCCUGCUUUUCUUGGUGAAACUGUCUGAACUGUUUAAGAAAAGCUUUCUACUCAAAUUUGGAGAAUUUGAUUGCAUUCAGAAACAUUAUUUAAUCACCACAAAGACCUUAUAGCUGGCUGCUGCGCUUGCGCAGAUCUCCUUAUUGAUGGGGAAACUUCAGCUCUAAUGUGUAGCAUCUUCCACGCCUCAGCUCGCAGUGCAAGCAGCAAGCUGAUUGGCUCUUUUUGUUGAGCAUUUGUACAUAGAGAGUAUAUACAAGAGUAUAGUGUAUACAGAUAAAAAGAUUUAUGAUCUCGAGACUUUAGCUAAUCAAGCUAAUAGGGGUGGGAAUCGAUUACUAUCUCACGAUUCGAUUCGAUUCCGAUUUUGGGGGCCACGAUUCGAUUCAAAAUCGAUUUUUGAUUCAAAACGAUUUGAAUUAUAAAUAUUUCUGCUUCUGGCUUAUGAAUCGUAUUGAAAAAAAACCCUCCAUAAUAUACACUGGUCCUGGAGCAAGUAAUGUGUUACAAAAACAAUAAAAUGUGCAGGAAUGUGGGUCCUCAGUGACAGAGGAAUCACUGGGAUAUCACAAUGACGUUAAUGAACAAUAAAUACAUAAAUAAAUAACACUGCUUUAUUACCAGGCUACUAGCGGUGGUGUGUAGGUGACGCUGCUGGGCUGAUGUGAUGAUAGCAGUGGAGCGCUAAAGUUCAGGAGCAGCUGCUGAUUAACUAGUUAAUUUAAGGUGGUUGUAUUUAAAUUAAUUCAUAUUGUCCAUUCCUUAAUUCCUCUGUGAUGAGGAGCUGAAAUUAGCUCUGAUUAGCUUAUUGUUAUUUUUCCGUUCCGCCUUAAAUGCUGCAGCCCGCUGCCACCUGUAGCGUUAUUUAAGGUGGAACUGGAAAGUUAGCUAGUUAGCUAGCUAACAGUUACUGAAACUAACUACUAGCGAUCUUUUUUAUGCUUGUUAUGAAGCAUUCUGCCAUAAAACAUUGAAACUACACGUUAAUCUAAUGUAAUAUAGUGCUUGUUCUGCCAUCUUACCGGUGAUUCUCAAACACCUACGCUCUGUGUGUGUCUGGAAGAUCUCCAAAGGGACAAGCGCUAUCCCCAGGGUUGCCAGGUCCAACAAAAAUACCCAGCCCAAAAUCAGUCUAAAACCCGCCCCUCAGAAUCGAUUUUGGGACAUUUUAAAUCGAUUCUGAAUCGUAGUAAAUGAGAAUCAAGAUUCUUAUGUGAAUCGAUUUUUUGGCACACCUCUACAAGCUAAGCUAUGGUGUAAAAUGAAUGGUAUAAAAUAGCUGGAAGCAGAUAUUUAAUAAUAGCAGCUACAUAAGUGUAGGCCUGUCAUAAUAAUUACUACAAUAUACUAUUCAUGAAAUAAUAUAUGAUAAUAAGCAAUACACUAUGUUAUUAUUGUGAUUUUAAGACUAUAUUUAAUUUUAUGCCACUGAUAUAAUGGUA